Molecule: messenger RNA, 2252 nt
Organism: Diabrotica balteata
Lineage: Eukaryota; Metazoa; Arthropoda; Insecta; Coleoptera; Chrysomelidae
Source: the annotation of a GenBank genome assembly
ACCUUUUAUUACGGAAUUUCCUCUCUUAUUUUGACCCGACGAGUGACAAGUCUAGCAACGUGAUUUAGUGGUAACCAAUGUGAGGUGAGUGUGACAUUGCUCUUUGUUACACUGAAGAAGUUUUGUUGUGGCUGUAUUGUAUUGUUUAGUGUGUCAGUUGAGUUCAUUGUUAUCAUCUACAUAGUUGACGGAUGCACCAUAAUCGAUUUUGUUUGAAGCCACGCUCUUACAAAUGAGGACUUUAAGUUAUACAAACUUAUGAAAUAACUAUAAAAAUGAACUCUAAAAAGACAAUAUUGUGUUUGUUGUGCUCGUUGGUGGUGCUCGGUUUCGUGGCCAGUAAAGAUAAUGACACGAGUAGAAUUGUACAAGUGGACCGGUACCGGUACGACUUUUUAGGACUAGAGGAUAUUUUGUGGGAUGAAAUUUUAGGCUAUGUAGACGAGAAUCUGGAAACCGGUGUAACCGAAGGCGGAGCAGCAGUUACUUUAAUUAGGAAGUACGAAAAGUUUGCAGAUAAACUUCAGGAGGCAUUUCCACACGACCUGACGUACGGCUUGGACAGCCUUGACAGUGUUUGGGCUAUGCAGUUAGCCCUUUCCGAUCUCAGAGGAAUAUACGGUCUAUAUGAGACCUUCCGAAGAUUCCAGAAGCAGCAAACGGCACCAGGGAGAAUUCCAUCACCCAAACAAGCGUGGGUAGAUCUAGCAGAGGCUGUUCUAUACGAUAAGAACAACGUUGAUGAACUGAUGGAUAAGCUUCAAGACACCAUUGUUAAAAAAGAUCUGUUUCCAAAUGCUAAAAAGGAAGUGGAAGGAGAUAUGUUAUGCAAUUCUAGGCAGUCACCGCAGCAGGUUAUCUAUAACCUGUAUAACGCUAUAGCUCUUACAGAGCUUAAAGGAUACUCCAUGAUCCAGUUCUCCUAUAUGCUUUUGAGGUUGUAUAAUAAAGGUAAUUUCACAACAGAGGCUCAAGUAAUGCGUGAUAGAUUUGAAGAAAGGACCAAUAAUGCUAUCGAAAUCGUAAAGAAGGUCAUGGCUCAAUCAUCUCGCGAUUUCUGGAAUUGUGAUCCUAAGAAUCAUGUUAAAGGAGUAACAUAUGAAGAAACUACCCAAUUACUACAAGGCUAUGUACAAAAUGAAGUAGACUUAAAUCCAGACGGAACGUGCAGAGAAAACUGCGCCGAAUAUACUUACACAAAAAGCCACGGAUGCUUCCAAAACUUGUACUGCAGACAACAGAGACGAUGUAAUGGCAAAAUAAUCGACUGUAGAUACUUCGAUUCUGAUAUGUGGAUUUGUCCUGCGGAUCCUUUGAGUGGUAGACGCUAUGAAUAUAUCGAAUACGAGAAUGGAAAAGUCUUGGGAAGAAAACAAGGAUGCAGUAGAGGCACUACGAAAGUUGACAGCUGGUGGAGAUGGCUGUUCUGGCAUUGUUCUUACUGCUUCUGCCUCUGUGACGAACAAGGAAGCGCCUCCGACAGAUACGUUAAUAUGAGACCAGCAAUUGCAAAUAUUUCUGACAAUAUGGUGGUGGUCGGCUUAAGAUUUAUAAAGAAAAAUCGUAUCCUCCACGUACAAAUACAGGAAGGUAAACUUCUACCAAGAGGUAACAUUGAUGCCGCUACCGUACGAUGGGUACCAGUUGAAGAUUAUAAAAUAACCGACAGGAAAAUCUAUAGUGGACAAGACUAUCAUACUUUCAGUUGGGAAAAGAGAGCAGUUGAUCUGGAUGAUUUAGAAGCUGACGAUGGAUAUGUAUUUACAGGUGUACGAUUUAAAGAAAUUGGUUCUCACCUUAAUUUCGAAAUAUACUGCACAAAGUUCGAUUUCGACACGGGAAAACUGAUCAACCCUACGAGCACAAGCAUCUGGAAAGAUAACGCAAAUACUGAUUCGGCCACCAAAAACCCCAGGAAAAGGGGAUAUCAGAAGCGGAAGAAAAAAGUGUGGCUGGUGUCACCCGACAUCCCAACAAGAACAACAUCGCCAUCGAUCCCUACGUCCACGCCAGACAGUUACAUCGAACUUACCCAUUCAGACAUAGACAAAGACGCUGCGCAGACCACGGUACCGUUUUGGGAUGCUCAGAGAGUCGAGUCCCUACAACCAGUACCUCUCAGUGGCGCCGGUAUUUUCCACAAGGGAAGGAGAUUCUUCGGUGGGUUUAUUACCCUCAAAACCAUAUCAUAUAACUUUAGUAAACAUCUGCGCGCGGCAUUUCCCGAAGAGGAAAAAGAUAACGUUUUUUAA